Molecule: messenger RNA, 2510 nt
Organism: Prorocentrum cordatum
Lineage: Eukaryota; Dinophyceae; Prorocentrales; Prorocentraceae
Source: the annotation of a GenBank genome assembly
GUCUGGAUGCAGGGCUGCUGUACGGGUUCAGGCGACGCUUGACUGUGAAUGAGGAGACCGCAAUCAUGGCGGCGGUGAUUCAGGUGGCCGACGAGACUUACCUGGCUCGGGAGACCGCUGGAGGCCGCGCUGCUGCGUUGCCUGCUGGGGGCGCGCUGCGGGCUUUCGACUUCGGGCUGCGCGGCGCGGGAGCUGGGCAGCAGCUGGUCGGUGCCGACGGUGGCGCUGCUGGGGGCAACGCUGAAGGUGCGGCCGCUCUGGUGGGCGUAGGGCCCGCGCGGGGACCUGGUCUUGGGGUCGCUGUUGGUGGUGCGGCCGCUGCUCAACCCGUGGGUGCUGGAGCACCUGGGCAGGCAGCGGCGGCCCCUGGGGCGGUCGCGGGCCCAGGUCCAUUCGCGGCUCCUGCUGCUCCGGAGUGGGUGAUGACGGAGACGACCGCCGCGGGAGACCGCGGAACGGUUGUGGCCUUGAAUGGGACGGAGCGACUCGGAGGCGACGUCGGGAUCACGAGGACCGACAAGGGCUGGAUCGGAAUCCGACGGGUGUCGCUCAGCCUGGCGCUCUACGCUGGCGCUGAGGCUGGACUUGACGCCAGGCUCCUGGGGAUCGCACUGCAGUCAGACGGCCAUCGCACUCGGAUCCAGUUUCGGGACGCUGUCGCCAAGUUCGAGCAGACGCCGCUUCCAGGAUGGCCGUUGGAGGGCCCCCGUUCGGCUGCGCGGCGCUUCGUCUUCAUCGACCGACGCCGCGGGGGCCCGCUGGAGCACUUCACGCAGUUCAAGAGUCAGUACCACUUGACGAACGAUGACUACGGCGUGGCCCACUACGAGAGCAUCAUGAGGAUGAUCGAGUUCCUAGCCUGCUGGGAUCAGGUGAAUCUUCCAGACCUCGUGGGCGUCGAGGUGGCCAUGCGACAGGCACAGCUCUACGAGCACGCGUACGCGAUGGAGGCGGAGGUACACCGGGAGCUGGAAGAUGCGGUCCGCCGCUUCGGAGAGCCGCCGCUGGACCUCGACGGCCCAGGAGCCCUUGCGGAGCUUCGGGUGUCUCAGGCGCACCACGGGGAGGCCGUGGCCAUCGCCCCGGUUGGCUUCGACAACGUCGACCGCAUUUCUCUGCCUGCGGUUGAGUUGGCCUCAGGCGGUGCUUUCAGCCAGAUCACCGUAGACGGGGAUGGCCCUAUCGCAGUGGCGGGCGUGGACAUCGCCGAUGCUUUCUACAACAUCCUGUUACGUCUGGGCAUCCAGGAGAUCUUGAGGCAAGACCGCUGUACUGGGGACACGCUCCGGAGGGUCAUAUCGCACUACACCUCUCGGGGCCUCAUCAGGCGGGAACUUCUGAGCGCUCUGAGUGCCGUGUACUCGUUCAUCCGCGUACCCUACCAUGUCCUGAAGGCCUCGCACGGCCUGUUGUUCGAGGAGCCCAUCAAGGUCUUCCCGAAGCCCCCAGAGGCCAAGUUCAGGAGCGUCUCGAAGGAGGUCUGGGGCGGUGUCUGGAAGCGCGUUCUCUUGAAGCCUUGGGAGCGCGAGGAGCCCCAGGUCAUCCUUGAGGGCAGGGCUCUGGUCAGCUGUCUAAAGCAUCUUCUUCGGAGCUCUCGGAACUUCAGACACACUCAUGUCAUCCUGAAUGACUCUAUGGCCCCGUUGCUGGCUUUGCUCAAGGGCCGGUCCUCAUCGGCGCCACUUCAGCGAGUACGCCGUCAGCUGAAGCUGAUCGAGCGGCCGCCGGGGAUGCCAGGCGCAGCAGCCCUUGCUCAGGUGACGGGCGGCUUGCCGAGAGGUCGGGGAGGACCGAGGACCAACGCGACCGUGGCUUCGUCUCGCCGCCGCCGGGCGUCAGCCUCUACGACGAGCCUUGCUGUCCGAGCUCGCGCGGAGAGCGACCGCCGCGCUGCCAGGCGCCUGCAGCGCCGCCAGGGCUACAGCCGGGAUAUCGUUCCGAAGCCCGGAGAGAGCCACUCGUUUCUGGAGCAGGAGUCGGCGUCCGCCGCCACCCGCCGGGAUUACGAGAGGCGAGCUCACAGCUUUUACCUCUGGGCCGAGCACUCGCGCCUGGAGACGGUGACCGAGGAGCAACUGGACGAGACCCUGGCGAUCUACUUCCACGAGCAAUUCCUGGAGGGGGGCGAGAGCACGGACGCGUGGAAGCUCUUCGCGUCGCUGGCCUUCGCGGGGCGCCACCUGGGCUUGAAGUACAGCAGCCUGCCGCGUGCGACCCGAGCUGCUCGGGGAUGGCGCAAGCUGGCUCCGCCUCGGUCGAGGCUUCCGCUGCCGUGGGCCGCCUGCUGCCUUGUCAUCCGCCAGUUAGUCCAGGCGGGACAACGAGUGCUUGCAGAACUCACGGCCUGGAACGCCAAGUUUGCCGCCGCGGCCAGGGACAGUGGUCUUCAGCCGUUGCUGCCGCUGACCCUUCACCAGCUCAGGCACGGAGGAGCGAGCCACGAGCUGCCGGCGCGGGCCCACACCCAAGACGAGGUGAAAAAGAGAGGUCGAUGGGCCACAGAUCAGGCC